This is a messenger RNA of Meloidogyne enterolobii, 1139 nucleotides long. NCBI's taxonomy places the organism in Eukaryota, Metazoa, Nematoda, Chromadorea, Rhabditida, Meloidogynidae. The record is from the annotation of a GenBank genome assembly.
UUUUUAAUUUUUUUAAUAAAAAAAUUUUUAGUUUUCAAAUGAACUUUAUUUGGGUUGAAAGGCUUCAUCGGCUAUUUAUUUUUUGUUUUCUUUUAAAUUCUCAUUUCCGCCUUGUUUUGUCCGGAAGAGAUUUUUAUUCGAUUCUUCGAGUUAAACGUGAUGCAGAACCAGAUGAAAUUAAAUCUUCCUUUAAAAAAUUAGCUUUAAAACUUCAUCCAGAUAAAAAUCAAGAUGAUCCUGCCGCGCAAGAAAAAUUUCAAGAUUUGAGAGAAGCUUAUGAGGUUUUGGGUGACCAAAAGAAACGUGAUAUUUAUGAUAAACACGGUGAAGAAGGAGUUAAGAAAAUGGACGAUGGAAGUGGUGGUUUUGGUGGACAUGAUCCAUUCUCUUCGUUCUUUGGAGAUUUCUUUGGUCACGGAAGCCAUGAACAUGAUGAAGAAACGCCCCGUGGAGCAGAUGUUAUUUUCGAUUUGUAUGUUACACUUGAAGAGGUCUAUAAAGGAAAAUUUGUGGAAGUAAAGAGGAAAAAAUCUGUUUAUAAACAAACAAGCGGCACAAGGGAAUGCAAUUGUCGUCAUGAAAUGCGUACACAACAAUUAGGAGCUGGUCGCUUUCAAAUGUUUCAAGUCCGAGUCUGUGAUCAAUGCCCCAAUGUGAAACUUGAAAGACAAAAUAAAAUUUUAGAGGUGGAGGUAGAAGUAGGUGUAGAUAAUGGACAAGAAGUUCGUUUUAUUGGAGAAGGUGAACCUCAUAUAGAAGGUGACCCUGGCGAUUUAGUUGUAAAAUUGCGUGUUCAGCCUCAUGCUCGAUUUGAACGUAAAGGGAUGGAUUUAUAUACAAAUGUAACAGUUUCUUUACAACAGGCAUUGUCUGGAUUUGAGCUUGAUAUUGUACAUUUGGAUGGUCAUAAAGUACAUAUUACUCGAGAUAAAAUAACAUGGCCAGGUGCCCGUAUUCGUAAAAAGGAUGAAGGAAUGCCCUCUUUAACAAAUAAUAAACAAAGAGGAAUUCUUUAUGUUACUUUUGAUGUAGAAUUCCCUAGAGGAGAGUUUAGUGCUGAACAGAAAAAACAAUUGGCUGAAUUACUCGCUCAAGAUAAGUUUGAACCUAAAGUUUAUAAUGGACUACAAGGGUAUUAA